This is a messenger RNA of Arabidopsis thaliana (thale cress), 820 nucleotides long. Its product is annotated as cyclin-dependent kinase inhibitor SMR3-like protein. Bases 245 to 592 code for a protein of 115 amino acids. The record is from RefSeq and is marked reviewed. Gene Ontology annotation, biological process: regulation of DNA endoreduplication. The transcript has a single exon. Lineage: Eukaryota; Viridiplantae; Streptophyta; Magnoliopsida; Brassicales; Brassicaceae. Gene Ontology annotation, cellular component: nucleus.
UUAGAUAGAUAUAGCAUACAUUUUUUGUCAACAACAAUAAGUAUACAUAUACAAUGUAUAUAUUGAACCUAUAAUAGAAAAAAAUCAAAUAAAUAAACAUUUUAUGUAAUCCCGCCACUUGGGAGACAGAUCACUAGUUAGUUGAAAUGGAGGCUUUCAAGCUUCGGAUCCAACGCACGUAAUCUCUCUCUCUUUCUUCUCUCUUUUUUCUUUCUCUCUUCUUUCUCUCUGUAAAACUUGUCUAAUGGCAGAGAUCUGCUGCGUCAAAGAGAUCCAAGAAGAAGACGUGGAGAAGAUCCGAUUACCGACCCGACCCGAAUUAGACAUUCCUGACUCUGAUCACGAAGAUCCAACGGUCAACGAAGAAGAAGGGUGCAAGACUCCAACAUCGUCCGAUCACAAGAUUCCGGAGGUGAAGUAUACGUUAUGUCCACCGGCUCCGAGAAAACCAAAACCGAAUCGAUCUUCCGGUACGAAACGGAAAUUAACGCCGGUUAAUGUUGUUAACCGCAUACCGAUUGAUCUGAGCCGUGAGAUCGAGAUGUUCUUCGAGGAUUUGGACCGUAGGAUCAAGAAGUCACGGAAACAAUAAGAAGAUUAUUGCCUUAAUUGGUAAUGAUCGUUCAUUUCUAAUUCAUGACUGUGUGGUGGUAAUUUGAUCCUUUGAAUUUUUCUUCAUUUUUUUUCUUUUUUUUUCGUUUUCUGUAUAAUUAAUUAGCUAAUAACAAUAAGAAAAUUUAUGUAUCAUUUAAUUUGGAUUUAUACAACUGAUGAAACAAAGUCAAAGCUCACAUUAUAAUUUCUUCUUUUCAAUUUCAAC